AUGCUCCUCCACGGUCUUCUCGCUGUCCUCGCCGCCACGGGCGCCAUGGCUCACCCCAAGGUUGUCGACGGUCGCCUCGAGCAGCGCGGUCUUGAGGACCGCGCUGUUGUUGAGGAGCGCGAGCUUGCUACCCGCGCCUCCACCGCCACCGCCUGCUCGUACACCAUUACCAGCUACUCGACUGUCGCCAGCGGUGUCGCCUCGAAGUGCAACAACCUUGUCCUCAAGGCCUUUACCGUUCCCGCUGGUAAGGCUCUCGACCUCUCCGGCCUUGCCACCAACACCAACGUCAACAUGAAGGGUGACAUUACCUUCGCCUCGGGUACCAACUGGGCUGGUCCUCUCUUCGUUAUCAAGGGUACCAACGUCAACUUCCAGGGCAACGGCUACACCUUCAACGGUAACGGCCAGGACUACUGGGACACCAAGGGCAGCAACGGCGGUGUGACCAAGCCCAAGAUGGCCAAGAUCUCCAACUCGGGUUCUUUCAGGAACGCCAUCUUCCUCAACACCCCUGUCCAGGCUAUCUCGGUCGGCGCUACCUCGCCCCUCACCAUUGCCGGUGUCACCAUUGACAACCGCGCUGGUAACACUCUCUCUGGCGGCAGCGCCCUUGGCCACAACACCGACUGCUUUGACGUUUCAGCCUCGAACGUUCUCAUUGACAGCAACAAGUGCUACAACCAGGACGACUGCCUUGCUAUCAACAAGGGCACCAACAUCACCUUCAGCAACAACUACUGCAACGGUGGUCACGGUAUCUCUAUUGGUUCUAUCCAGAGCGACGUCGUUGUCAAGACCGUCGUCAUCAAGGGCAACGCCAUUGUCAACAACACCAACGCUCUCCGCAUCAAGACCGUCUACGGCGCCACUAACGCCUCGGUUACCGACGUCACCUACAAGGGCAACGCUGCCUCGGGCACCACCACUUACGGUGUCGACAUCCAGCAGGACUACGAGAACGGCUCGCCUACCGGCACUGCCACCAGCGGUGUUAAGAUCAAGAACGUCGUCUUCAGCGGCACCAACAAGAUCGGCAUGGCCUCGAGCGGCAAGCAGGCCUACGUCCUCUGUGGCUCCGGCACCUGCACUGGCUUCGACUUCACUGGUCUCUGCUUCACCGGCGGCUCCAAGGGCUCCGUCAGCGGCGUCUCUUCCAUCACGGGAUUCACCCUUGGUUCGCAGACUUGCAGCUAA
This is a messenger RNA of Apiotrichum porosum, 1197 nucleotides long. RefSeq lists its product as uncharacterized. The record is from RefSeq and is a predicted model, not a curated record. Lineage: Eukaryota; Fungi; Basidiomycota; Tremellomycetes; Trichosporonales; Trichosporonaceae. Gene Ontology annotation, biological process: pectin catabolic process. Bases 1 to 1197 code for a protein of 398 amino acids. Gene Ontology annotation, molecular function: polygalacturonase activity. Gene Ontology annotation, cellular component: extracellular region. The transcript is spliced from 5 exons.